Molecule: messenger RNA, 1953 nt
Organism: Phytophthora sojae
Lineage: Eukaryota; Oomycota; Peronosporomycetes; Peronosporales; Peronosporaceae
Exons: 1
Coding region: 1-1953 (650 amino acids)
Biological process (GO): lipid biosynthetic process
Molecular function (GO): FAD binding; alkylglycerone-phosphate synthase activity
Source: RefSeq, a predicted model, not a curated record
AUGUCGGACACGACGCCGUCCGUGGCGCGUAUGCGCGCCAUCCUGCGCCAGCUCUCGGUGGGCGGGCGCCCCAGCUGCUCCUCCUCCUCGUGCUCUGCCUCCUCCGCACUUCCCGCGUCUCCACCGCUGGCGCUGAGCCCCGCCACGCGCUGGAACGGCUGGGGCUUCCAGGACACGAAGCUCUUCGUGAACGCCGACAAGGUCAUCGAGAUCUCGGGCGCGCGCUACGCCGAGGUGUUCGCCAGCGCGCCGGACCGCACACUGCCAGCGCUGCUGCCCUGGGCCGAGAAGCGCCUGGGCCUGGACGCGGACCGCGGCAGUCCCCCGAGCGUCACGUGCGCCGAGGAGCUGACGCUGCGCAACCAGCUGCCGGAGGGCGGCGAGACGCAGCGGAAGCUGCUGCAGCUGCUGCACGUGGCGAGCGAGGAGCUGGGGCUCAAGAUCAGCACUGAGGUGGAGGAGCGCGUGCGCCACGGCCAUGGCCAGACGUGCGAGGACGUCUUCCGGCUGCGGCAUGUGAAGACAGUGGAGAGGGUCCCGGACGCGGUGGUGUGGCCGACGUCCCACGAAAAGGUGGAGGCGCUGGUGAAGGAAGUCACGAGCAACUUUGCAGAGUUUGUGUGCAUUAUUCCCUUUGGGGGAGGCACCAACGUGACCAAUGCGCUGGAGUGCGACCCCAAUGAGCGCCGCGCCAUUGUGUCGAUGGAUAUGGGCGAGAUGCGCCGCAUUCUGAGCGUGGAUAGGGAGAAUAUGCUCGCUGUUGUGGAGGCGGGUAUUACAGGGCUGGACCUGCACGAACGCCUGCGUCACCGUGGACUCACGCUCGGUCAUGAACCGGAUUCGUGGGAGUUCUCGACCCUCGGAGGGUGGGUUGCCACGCGCGGGUCAGGGAUGAAGAAGAACACGUACGGCAACAUUGAGGACUUGGUGGUGAACAUCACGACGGUGACGCCGCAGGGCACGAUGCAGCGCGCGGCGAACGUGCCUCGUGCUGCCAUGGGCCCGGACAUGAACAACGCAAUGAUGGGCUCGGAGGGCAUCUUCGGAGUCCAUACGUUGGUGACGCUGCGGCUCCGUGAAUACCCCGAGGUGCAAGUGUACGACUCGCUCAUUUUCCCGAGUCUAGAGCAUGGACUAGCGACACUGAAGGAGAUUACAAGAGAGGGGUGCGAGCCAGCGUCUCUCCGUCUGCUGGAUAACACGCAGUUCCAGCUCGGCCAGGCGCUGAAGACGUCAUCCUCGACCAACAAGUUCACCGCUGGCGUCCUCGACUUUGCGAAGAAGACGUACGUGACUAAGAUUCGCGGGUUUGAUGUGAAUGAAAUGUGCGCGGCGACAGUUCUGCUGGAGGGAUCCAGUCAACAGAAGGUGGCGGAGCAGCAGAAGCGUAUUCAGGCCAUUGCUAAGCGCCAUGAAGGCGUGGUGGGCGGCGAAGAGAACGGCAAGCGCGGCUACUUUUUCACGUACAUCAUCGCGUAUCUGCGCGACUUCGCGCUGGACUACUACUUCAUGAGCGAGUCCUUCGAGACGUCGGUUCCCUGGACCAACGCGCGCCAGCUCAUUACCGACAUCAAGCUGGCCAUCAACUCGGUCGCCGCCAAGCGUAAUGUGAAGGUCCCGCCGCUCAUUGCAUGCCGCAUUUCUCAAGUCUACGAAACGGGUGUGUGCGUGUACGUGUACUACGGCAUCAACUACUUCGGCAUCAAGGAGCCGUUGACGCUCUUCCGUGAAACGGAGCUGGCUGCCGUAGAUGCCAUUGUGCGCAACGGUGGCGCCUUAUCGCACCACCAUGGUGUUGGCAAGCACCGUAUUGGUUGGCUUCCCCAAGCAGUCUCACCUCCGGCCAUCGCAGCCAUUCAGGGGAUCAAGACCGCGCUGGACCCGACCAAUGUUUUCGCACUGACGAAUCUGCAGCCAUCGAAGAAACACCUCGAGAGUAAGCACAAGGCCUAG